AUGCGCCAUUUUGAUACGAUGGCAACGAUUUGUUCAUGUUCAAUGAGUGCUUUUUCAGUUAAAAAAACAAAACCAAGAAAAUAUGUUUCAAGAAGUCCACUUAAAUUACCUGCUGAUGAAUUAUAUCAUGAGUUAGGUCCAAAAUAUGGAUUAAUUGAUGUAAAAGUUGCAGAUCGAAAAAUUGCUUUUGAUAUUGAGAGUGGUGAUUGGAAUACAGCCAAUGCCGAAGCGCUUGGUGGAAUUUCAAGUAAUACUGCACAGAAAGUUCGAAAACAAGUUGAAGUAUUGCAAGAAGAAAACAAUAUGUUAAAACUCAAAGUUGAAGUUUUAUUAAAUCUUGUAGCAGAAUCUAUUGCGGAAAUAUCAUCGACUUAA
Messenger RNA from Adineta steineri, 375 nucleotides. NCBI's taxonomy places the organism in Eukaryota, Metazoa, Rotifera, Eurotatoria, Adinetida, Adinetidae. The record is from the annotation of a GenBank genome assembly.